UUAACCUGGUCAAAUGGUCCGUGAAAGGAAAUAUUUGACCAUGGAGGAGAGGAUCAAAGCAAUAGAUCGCCAUGAAGGCGGGGAGUCGAUUCGUGCAAUAGCAAAGUCACUUGGCACAGGGAGAAUGCAGAUAGCGCUGCUGAUUCGUAAAAAAGAGGAUAUCCGGCGUCAAUGGGAAGCAGGGGUCUGUGCUUCAAGGAAGCUCUUGCACGAACGUAAGGUUGCCUAUCCUGAACUGGACGAGAAACUGUACGAGUGGUUUCUAUCAGCUCGAAGUCGAAACGUUCCAACUUCCGGGAGAUUGCUUCAAAAGAAAGCAAUUGAAUUGGCAAAGGCACUCGGGAUCGAAGGGUUCUGUGCUUCAAACGGGUGGCUUGAUAAAUUUCAAAAACGAAAGAAUAUCACCGGUGUGUCAGUUGGCGAGUCUCGAGAUCUUGCUCCCGAAUCCGUAUCCGACAAUUGGAAAGGCAGACUGAGCAGUUUGUGCGAAGGCUAUGCAGCGAAAGACAUUUUUACUUGCGCGGAAACCUGUCUAUUCUAUGGCUGCACCCCGGGCAACAGUAUUGUACAGACGGAAGAUGUUAAUAAAAACCCCGGGAAGGAAUCGGAAAAAAGAUUGACGGUGUUAUUUUGCUGUAGCAUGGAAGGGGAGAAGUUGCCACCUUUUGUAAUUGGACGUUUUAAAAUUCUGUACAAACCACUUGACCGAAUCGAAUAUCAACACAAUCUUAGGGCGUGGAUGAGCAAAGGAUUGUUUGAAGAGUGGUUGAACAAUUGGAACACUCGACUUGUUGCGGAACAAAGAAAUAUCAUCCUCCUACUGGACCACUGUGCGGCGCAUCCUUAUGUAGAUUUGAGUAAUAUCAAGAUGAUUUUCCUGCCCCCUAAUGCCAAAUCAACCCUGCAACCUCUAGAUGCUGGGAUAAUUCAAUUAGUCAGACAGCAAUAUCACAGUAGACUUUUGUCUCGCCUGUUUCAGUCCGCAAGUGGCGCUCCUCUGGAUUCUAAUAUUUCAAGCAAAAUACACGUUCUUGACGCACUCUCCUGGUUAAGCGAUGCAUGGGAGGACAUUGAGACAUCCAUCAUCGUUUCCUGCUUUUCCCGUUGCGGUUUGGGUGAUGAUAUUGGUCACUGCGAACUGAAUCAAUGUAUCACUGGUGCAGAAAUUUGCGGUGAUCUUUCUUCCUUUUUGACAACAGGAGUAGUCACUAGUCCAGAUGUCCGUGUGGCCGAUGGUCACGAUGGUACUCAAGUGGUUACUGAAGAAAAGGACAUUCCCAUCGCCAUUCCCCAUAGUAAAACUUCCCGUGAUCUUGGGCAAUUCUCUGUCAAGAUGGAGGAUCUGAUUACCGUUCCUGCGGCCAUCCAUCAAGUAGAGCGCAUAAGAAUCAUGGCUUUCAGUCAUUACCCCCAGUUGGUACCAGUGGUGAAUGAUCUCCUAUUUGCUCUCGAAUCGGUCAGAGAUGAAGAUGAAAGCCGACAAAUCGACACACAGUGAGCCAUCAGCUUCCUCCUGCAACGUCAGCUGGCCAUGGAUACACAUCGAAAGCUUCUUCACGAACAAUUUACUUCUUUUGUUGGUACAACGUCACUGGCUGAAGUUUUGGCAUUGUGCACCAUUCCUAUACCACUUCUCUCAAUCCGUCAUAUUUUGGCGUCGCUUUUUGGUUUAAAACUGCGUAAUCUCAUCAUGAAUCUACUCUGGGAUGCACUGUGUGUGAUUAUCCCAACGAUUCUGCUAUUGACCGUAGCUCAUCAACACAUUUUGCUGGUUUGGACGAGUACAUCUGUCUCAGUUUUCUUCUGCCAACUUCUCGCCGUGCGCCCCCGAAGUAAUCGACCGCCUUUAACCUUCGCUUCCCUGGUUUGCGUACCGGAAUUGAAAUGUGUAGUCAUGUUGCUCACCUGUCUGAUGCUGUUGGGCAUUGAUCUUCCCGUAUGUCCGAGACGAUUUGCCAAAACGCACACUCAUGGGUUCAGCCUAAUGGACACCGGGACCGGUCUGGCCAUAUCGCUUUCAGCUAUAUCAACGUACCAGUAUAUUCUUUCCCCACCUGUGGUUCCAUCAAGUCUCGGAUAUCUUCUCCAACGUAGUGUUUUGCCCGCUUUCAUCAUCGGAUCCAUCCGAGUGUGUUUGGUUUCACUCCUAAAUUAUCAACAGCCAACGGCAGAAUACGGCUCGCAUUGGAACUUCUUUUACACAUUUGCUUUUGUCCGAUUUAUUUCCUGCACUGUACUGUCCAGCGAAUUGUUCACCAAUCGCUGUUCCCUAACAAAGCGUCUGUUUUGUCUAAUUGGAAUCACCGUUUCGCUGUUCUCACUUUCCUGGUAUCUAGAGCAGCGAGUCAGUUUGAUUAUGACAGAUGAUGUAGAUUGGCCUUCAGACGAGGCCAGAUCAAGGUCGCUACUUCUAGCCAACGCCGAGGGUUUGUUAUCACUCUCUGGGUAUACAGCGAUUUACUUCUGUGGUAUAUUAUAUUUCACUUUUUCCCGGUUAUUAUUUGAUCAUGACAUUUUCACCAGAACAAUCGGGUCUUUUUUGGCUUACACUUUGUUCAGUUUGUUCUUACUUGUUUUCUGUUACGCUUAUCUGGAUCAUUUUGGGUGGUAUUCAAUUUCGCGCCGCUUUGCAAACUCAGGAUACAUUGUGUUCAUCUUCCUGGCCACAGUAGUUUCGGUUCUAUUCAAUUCCCUUAGUGGUUUUGCCCAGUACUGCUGUGGUAAGACCUCUGAGUAUCCACCCUCCGCACUGAUACUUUGCACUUCCAAAUUUGGAAUGUCAUACUUUCUUCUCUCUAACGUGAUUACAGGAGGCGUAAAUUUCUUUUUGGAUACCCUUAGUUUUUUGUCAUCCGACGCUGUUAUAGAUCCGAUCACUGGUGUCUGUUCUCUGAGUUUCCAGUCUUCUGCUGUACAGUUGGUAAUUCUUCUGAUGUACGCUAUUUUGUGUCUGGUAUUAGUACUUGUGUUUAACACAAAAUCACUGAAUGUCCAG
Opisthorchis viverrini is the source of this 2995-nucleotide messenger RNA. RefSeq lists its product as hypothetical. The record is from RefSeq and is a predicted model, not a curated record. Lineage: Eukaryota; Metazoa; Platyhelminthes; Trematoda; Opisthorchiida; Opisthorchiidae. The transcript is spliced from 5 exons. Gene Ontology annotation, cellular component: nucleus. Gene Ontology annotation, molecular function: DNA binding. The coding region runs from base 14 to 1498 and encodes 494 amino acids.